AAAUUCAAUUAAAAAAAAAAGAAAGUCAGAAACUUUAAUUACUGAUUUGAUAUUCAAAACCAAUUGAGUCAGUAGUUAAUUCCGGCGGUUUUCUGCUCAUCUACUUCACCCACCACCAUCUCUUCCCAUGUUUUCAAUUCUUCUUCUUCUUCCUUAAGAACCCUAAAUUCCUCCGACAUUUCUGGAUCCGUGGGAGAAAAAAAGAAAAGAGCCCAUCUUCUGAAUCCUCUCAUGGAGCUCUGCGCUUUCACAGAAACCUUAAAGUCUCAGCCAAUCUGGGUCAUCGCGCUCUUCGCUAUUGGCUCCAUCUCCGUCUCCAAGUUCAUCUUCUCGAUCCUCAGAUGGGUUUACAUCUACUUCGUCCGACCCGCCAAGAAUCUCAGAAAGUAUGGAUCUUGGGCUAUCGUCACCGGACCCACCGACGGAAUCGGUAAAGCUUUCGCCUUUCAGUUAGCCCACAAGGGGUUUAAUCUCGUACUCGUGGGUCGGAAUCCGGACAAGUUGAGAGACGUCUCAGAUUCGAUCCUAUCCAAGUACAGUAAAGCCCAGGUCAAGACCGUGGUCAUGGAUUUCGCCGGAGAUCUCGACGAGGGUGUCAACCGGAUCAAGGAAACGAUCGAGGGUUUAGACAUCGGGAUUCUGAUUAACAGUGCCGGGAUUUCGUACCCGUACGCGAGGUAUUUCCACGAGGUUGACGAAGAGUUGCUAAGAAAUCUCAUCAAAAUCAACGUUGAAGGGACAACGAAGGUUACACAUGCUGUUCUUCCCAAUAUGCUUCAGAGGAAGCGAGGCGCAAUCAUCAACAUGGGUUCUGGUGCUGCAGCUCUGAUUCCUUCAUAUCCGUUCUACUCCGUCUAUGCCGGCGCCAAAACGUACGUGGACCAGUUUUCAAAGUCUCUCUAUGUGGAGUAUAAGAAGAGUGGGAUUGAUGUUCAAUGCCAGGUUCCAUUGUACGUUGCGACGAAGAUGACAUCGAUCAGAAGAGCUUCUUUCAUGGUGGCAUCCCCCGAGGGAUAUGCGAAGGCGGCUCUUGGCUUCGUAGGGUACGAGCCACGCGUGACUCCCUACUGGCCCCACUCACUCAUGGGCGGAGUCAUAUCGGCCUUGCCCGAGACUGUGUUCGAGGCUUUCAACGUGAAGAGAUGCCUUCAGAUCAGUAAGAAGGGGCAACUCAAAGAUGCAAGGAAGAACCAGUGACUGUUCAGUUUCAGAUGCCAAAAGAUAUUUAUGAUUCCUUUCAAUUGUGAAAGUUGUCUCUUUUAAUCUUUGAAACAUCUUUGAUCAUAAUUCAUAAGCCGACUUUACUUUGCCAUUAGCUUCUUGUUUGUUUAUUUAGUGGCAUAUUUUCCAAUUUAUUGUGAUGUUUUUUAGUUUUUAAUAUGCGGGAUUAUUUCGGUUUGGAUUCGGUUU
This is a messenger RNA of Tarenaya hassleriana, 1410 nucleotides long. Its product is annotated as very-long-chain 3-oxoacyl-CoA reductase 1-like. Lineage: Eukaryota; Viridiplantae; Streptophyta; Magnoliopsida; Brassicales; Cleomaceae. The transcript has 3 exons. The record is from RefSeq and is a predicted model, not a curated record. Gene Ontology annotation, cellular component: endoplasmic reticulum. The coding region runs from base 232 to 1197 and encodes 321 amino acids. Gene Ontology annotation, molecular function: ketoreductase activity.